This is a messenger RNA of Mugil cephalus (flathead mullet), 4951 nucleotides long. RefSeq names its product SEC31 homolog B, COPII coat complex component (gene sec31b). Gene Ontology annotation, cellular component: COPII vesicle coat; endoplasmic reticulum exit site. The record is from RefSeq and is a predicted model, not a curated record. The coding region runs from base 149 to 3820 and encodes 1223 amino acids. Lineage: Eukaryota; Metazoa; Chordata; Actinopteri; Mugiliformes; Mugilidae. The transcript is spliced from 26 exons. Gene Ontology annotation, molecular function: structural molecule activity; protein binding. Gene Ontology annotation, biological process: COPII-coated vesicle cargo loading; endoplasmic reticulum to Golgi vesicle-mediated transport; endoplasmic reticulum organization.
GUCCGUGCGGGCUUCCGUAGCGUAGUGACAACAGGGCAGAGCUCUUUGGUCGGAAGCCAAAGAUAAAGUAGCUUUCGAGUUAGCCGCGGAUGCGAACAGUCAAGCUGUGAUACAGACAGAUUUGAAAGUCGAAUACCUGUAGAGGAAGAUGAGGCUGAAGGAGAUCCAGAGGACUGCCCACCAAGCGUGGAGUCCUGCCGGCCACCACCCUAUCCACCUGGCCUUGGGGACAUCGGCGCAGCAGCUCGACGCCUCCUUCAACACCACAGCUGCCAUAGAGAUAUUUGAGACGGACUUUUCUGACCCCUCUCUGGACAUGCAGCUCAAAGGGUCUUUACCCACCGCAAACAGGUUGCACAGUAUUGUUUGGGUAAAUUUUGGAAUGGGAGCAGAUGGAUUUGGAGGAAGGCUGGUUGGUGGGAGCGAAAAUGGCACAUUGACUGUCUAUAACCCAGAGGUCAUAAUGAAUUCUGGGGCCGAUGCGAUAGUGGGACAAUGUGACAAACACACAGGACCCGUCCGAGCACUCGAUUUCAACCCUUUUCAGAGUAAUCUUCUUGCAUCAGGAGCAAACGAUUCCGAGAUUUAUAUCUGGGAUCUAAACAACUUCACCAGUCCAAUGACACCGGGAGCAAAGACACAGCCUGCUGAGGACAUCAGCGUGGUUUCCUGGAACAGACAGGUCCAGCACAUCCUGGCCUCCGCCAACCCCAGUGGGAAAGCCGUCGUGUGGGACCUGAGAAAGAACGAGCCCAUCAUCAAGAUCAGUGACCACAGCAACCGGAUGCAUUGUUCAGGAAUGCUCUGGCACCCCGACGUGGCCACUCAGUUGGUGUUGGCCUCUGAAGAUGACCGACUGCCCGUCAUCCAGAUGUGGGACCUUCGCUUUGCCACAUCACCUCUUAAAGUCCUUGAGAACCACACGAGGGGAAUUCUGUCCAUAUCCUGGAGCCAGUAUGACUCUGAGCUCUUGUUGAGUAGUGCUAAAGAUAACAGGAUCCUCUGCUGGAAUCCAAACACUGGAGAGGUCAUUUACGAGCUUCCAACAACAAACCAGUGGUGCUUUGAUGUCCAGUGGUGUCCUAGGAAUCCGGCCCUGCUCUCAACUGCAUCAUUUGAUGGGAGAAUCACGGUUUACUCUGUGAUGGGAGGGAGUUUGAAGACUCAGCAGCAAAGCACAGCUGAUAAAAUAUCCUCCUCAUUUGACACAAUGGACCCCUUCGGUACAGGGCAGGUGCUGCCUCCCCUGCAAGUCCCUCAGCCUGCAGUGCAGGACACCAUAGUUCCCCCCCUGAAGAAGCCACCAAAGUGGGUGCGCAGGCCUGUGGGAGCUUCCUUUGCUUUCGGAGGAAAGCUGAUCACCUUCGAGAAUCCCAAGCAGCCUCCGGUGCAGAGCCCGCAGCCUGUCCCCAGACAAGUGUUUGUGAGCCAGGUUACCACGGAAACCGAGUUCCUCCAGCGCUCCAGGGAGCUGCAGGCGGCGCUGCAGUCGGGUUCGUUCGGCAACUACUGCCAGGCCAAGAUUCAGAGCGCCAAGUCAGACGCAGAGCAGGACAUCUGGAAGUUCCUCCUGGUUAAUUUUGAAGAUGAAGCCCGGAUUAAAUUCCUUAGACUUUUGGGUUUCAGCAAAGAUGAACUGGAGAGAAAGAUUUCUAAAUGCCUGGGGAAGAAUUUCCAACCCAAUGGACAUGGAGUAGAUGCCAAAGACUUGGCAGAAAAGAUGCAGCGGCUCUCCACAGAGAGGUCGGAUGAAGCAGCGGCUGCAGCUGAUGCUAGAACCUCAGGUUCUGUUUCACCGGCAGACUUCUUCAGUCAGACCCCAAAGGAAAACUCCAACUUCCAGAUUCCUGUAUCAUGUGAUACCGAUGGUUUGAUAAGCCAGGCGCUGCUGGUUGGGAACUUCGACGGAGCCGUGGAUCUGUGUCUGAACGACGGCCGCUACGCCGAAGCCAUCCUGCUGGCUAUCAGCGGAGGAGAGGAGCUGCUCAAGAAAACUCAGCAAAAAUACCUAAGCAAGCAUAAAAACAGCAUUUCUAUGCUUAUAUCAUCAGUGGUGACGCAGAACUGGAGAGACAUAGUGCAGAGCUGCGAGCUGGACAACUGGAAGGAGGCUCUCGCUGCCCUGCUGACGUAUGCUCACCCAGAGGAUUUUGCUCAUCUGUGCGAUACCCUGGGAGGCCGGUUGGAGCAUGAGGGUACGGAGAAGCGCUGCCUGCAGGCCUGCCUGUGUUACAUCUGCUCUGGGAACAUUGAAAAGCUGGUGGAGUGCUGGGCCAUGCACAGAGACUGCACGUCCCCUCUCGGCCUAGAGGAUCUGGUUGAGAAAGUAAUGAUGCUCCGAAAGUCGAUCGAGCGCCUCCGCAACAGCGAGGUGGCCGUCCAGAGCCCCAUCCUGGCCGAGAAGCUGACCUGCUACGCGGGCAUCCUGGCUGCAGAGGGCAGCUUGGCUACGGCCAUGACCUACCUGCCGGAGAACUCAGACCAACGUGGCAUCAUGAUGCUGAAGGACAGGCUGUUUCAUGCUCAGGGAGAGGCAGCUGGUGGACGGCAGCCUCCAAACUCCUUCAGCAGAGUCGGCGCGUCCACGGCGAAGCCUGCUCCUUCUGCUCAGACUCUAAAAGCACAAACCAUGACUCAGUACCAGCCCUCCACUCCUCCCCAGGUGGCUCCACAACAGCAGCCUCCCAUGCCGUCAGUUUUUACCCCUCAAGCUGCUCCAACCAACCCCGGACCCGGUCUCCCGCCUUCUUCUCAUGUCCUGCCGCCGAGUUCAACCCGCCCCGCCGUGAGACCUUCUUACCCCCAACAUCCCGCUCCGGCUCCAGGUUUUCUUCCUCACCAGCCAUUCCAGCCGCAGCCUAUGUCCAGUGCCGGACCCUUAUCCUUCCCUCCUCCGGGUCCUUCCAUGCCGGCCGCCAACUUAUCAGGACCUCAGCUGCCGCCUUCGUCAUCGAGCCCUGUGGGGCUGCCCCCCAUGCCCAGCCCCGGCGUGCCACCGACGACCUUCAUGCCAUCUACCUCUUUGCCCUCAGGGUUCAUGCCACCCAGCUCCCAACCUGGAGGCCCGGUACCCAUGUACCCGGGGGGUCCCCACAAUCAGGGGCCUGCACCACCCAUGCCAGCAGGUCCCUAUGCUCCUAUAGGGUCUGGGUAUCCACCGGGAGGCCCUGGGGCUCCUGCUGUAAAACCCUUCCAGGCCCCUGUCGUUGCUCCUCCUCCUACAGGAUACUUUCCCUGGCUGAAUUCCCUAUGUGAAAAUGAAGGACCUCAGGAAGGAUGGAACGAUCCCCCAGCAGUACGAGGUGGACCCAGGAAGAAGAAGGUCCCUGAUAACUACACUCCUCCAGCCCCCAUCACAGCCCCCGUCAUGGGAUUCCCAGUGGAGGCCCCUCAGCCCCACGACCACGCCCAAGUCCCCCCCGGAGCGCCCCAGGAGCCCAGCGUACAGCUCCUCCAGCAGCUGCCGGCGGAGAGGGUGGAGCAGAAGGAAAUCCCAGCGGAGCACAUGGUCCUGAAAUCCACCUUUGACAGCCUGGUGCAGCGCUGCCAGCUCGCUGCAGGAGACCCACAAACAAAGAGGAAACUAGAUGACGCAGCCAAACGUUUGGGACACCUGUACGACAAACUGAGGGAGCAGUCGCUCUCCCACAACAUCCUGAACGGGCUCCACGAGAUCAGCCGCUGCGUGGCGAGCCAGAACUACCAGCGAGGCCUGGAGGUCCACACUCAGGUCGUCAGCAGCAGCAACUUCAGCGAGAUCUCCGCCUUCAUGCCCAUCCUCAAAGUGGUCAUCACCAUUGCAAACAAGCUUGGCGUCUAAAACCCUCCACCACCACCCCCCUGCGCCCCCCUUGAGGACACCACCAACCAGACUUCAGUGUUAUCAUAUUGUUAUAUAUGUAUUUAUUUCUUCUGGACCCGUGCGUUGAUAAUGAGCAUAACGGCAGACUAUAUUACAGAUCGUGCGGGGGGGGAGGAGAAGUUUUUUGGGCAGCGAGGUAGGAUUUUUUUUUUUUUUUUUGAGAUGUGUCAAUGUUGCUGUGCAAAAAAAAAAAAACAAACAAACAAAAAAAAAAGCGAUGAAUGUAUUCUGAAAGUUGUGACUUGGUGUAAAUUAAACUGUUGAUGUAAUAUAGAAGAAAACUGAAUCAAGGCGGCGGUCGUACACCGUAUAUCGGUGUAUAUUUAAGUAAAAACAAUAUCUGGUUUGCACUUCCUGUCCUCCCUCAAUAAUGUACUCUGUAUGAGUGGAGAAGCUAACACUGUAAGAUUCAACAACAAGCAUUGUUUUAAAAAACACCCUUCACCUGCUGUAAUAGACUGCAUCCAGAAAAUAGUGCCAUGAGGGUUUUUUUUAUUUUCCUUUUUGGGCCAAAGCGCUGCAGAAGAAUGUCAUUCGGGGAUUGUCGAGUUGCUGUUUUUUCUCUGAUUGUGUGUGGCUCUAUUGGCACAUAUACGUGAAUGACUCUAGCUUUUGUUUUCAUUUGGAUCCAGACUUUACUUCUUUACCUCCGCGUGCAUGUUUUCCCCGCGUUAACCAGCCGCCUGUAACUCAAUAAUUACAUUAAUUUAUGUUGAACUGCAAAUGAAAUUAACAACCCUGCUGCAUCCUUUUAUGUUUAAAAAGAAAGGACCCCUCUUUCUACUCAUCUUAUCCUUUUUGUAACCUCAAAUUAGUUUCUAAAUCAUAGCUGUUUUAGAUUAGAUCGUACAAUAGAACAACUUAAAUGAACUGAUGUAUACAAGGAGCAAAAAAAAAAAAAAGAAAAGAAAUCAAAGAGUUUUGUAGCUGAACAUAAAGCUGGAUCGUUUGGUGUGUUGUGGCAGCAGAAGGCAGUAAAGUGCCUCAGUGUGCCCAUUUUGGUUGCACAGAUAUUUAUACAAUCCAUGUUGCUUACUUACUUUACUCAUUUCGAUAUCUUUUUCAAAUAAAGUUUCACUUUAAAGUCUU